AUGGGCUCCAGCUCCAAGAAAAAGAAGGAGAAACAGAAGGAUUUCCAAAAAGCGAAACUAAAAGUCGGCAAAACCAAAGCCAAACCCGACAACUUCACCGACACCAGCUUCAAAGCGAAGAGCAUAACCCUAACCCAACAAUCCCUCACCCUGACCGCCCCAACCACCACCACGCAAUUCACGCACCACGUCUCCCUGCUGGGCUCGAAGUCCGACGCCCAGCGGCGCGACUCCCUCGCCCACCUGACGACGCACCUCACCCACAGCCGCCCCGGGGGAGGGCCGCUCCCGCAACCCGUAAGUACCCUCCUCCCGACCCUCUCCCCGCUCAUCCUGGACGGCAACACAGCCGUGCGCACCCAGCUCCUCAAGCUCCUGCGCGCCCUGCCCCCGCGUGACGUCGAGGACCACGUCGCCCAGCUCCUCCCCUUCAUCCGCGCCGGCAUGACCCACCUGGCCGCCGACAUCCGGGUCACGGCCGUCGAGGUGCUGGCGUGGUUGGUCGAGGUUGCCGGGUCGGAAGUUGUGGGCUGCGCCGGCGGCUGGAUCAAGACCCUCAAUUGCUUUCUGAGCGUGCUGGGCUGGCAUACCGAGGAGUCGUCCAAGUGGUCGGCGUCGCGCGCCGCGUUUGGGAAAUCUGGGACGGCCGGGCGGCCCGUCGUGAAGGUGCUGGGCGUGUUGGCCGAGUUUUUGGAGGUGGGGAUUGGCGCGGAGGCCCCGCAGGAUGGGGAUGUGGUGAUGGAGGAGGGUGUAGCGGUCGGUGCUGCUGGUGCUGCGGUUGGUGCUGGGAACUGGGAGUUCCCGCUGGCGCAGGUGGAGGCGCAUAUGCUGCCCCAGACGGCGCAGCCGUAUGUCUAUCUGAAUCUGUUUGGCCAGCCCAGGGAUGAGGAGGGGGAGAUGUAUGAGACCCGCGAGGAUCGGUUCCGCGUGUUUGCGGCAAGGUUCUUGAAGGCGGUUGAGCGCGGGGUCGAGAGUGCGAGGCAGGAUGGCGGCGAGGUUGGUAGGGCGUCGUCGGCGGUUGGUAAGGUGCUGAAGGAGGCGUUGGGGUAUGCGCGAGGAGCUGGGUUGGAGGUUUGA
This is a messenger RNA of Aspergillus uvarum CBS 121591, 1077 nucleotides long. RefSeq names its product IPI1/TEX10 family protein. The record is from RefSeq and is a predicted model, not a curated record. Lineage: Eukaryota; Fungi; Ascomycota; Eurotiomycetes; Eurotiales; Aspergillaceae. Gene Ontology annotation, biological process: rRNA processing. Gene Ontology annotation, cellular component: nucleus. The transcript has 3 exons. Bases 1 to 1077 code for a protein of 358 amino acids.